UCUCAGCCUAUAGAUGGCGCUGUUACAGUGCUAGUAGGCGGAUAUGACAUCCUAACUACCGUAUUUGACUCUUCUUGGAUGUAAGCGCGGUCUAUUGGAAUUUACUAGAAAUAUUAUUUUUCUCUCUCUUGUGUGUGAGGUUUGGUGUUGAUCUGUGGUCUGAGUUUCCAUGGCCGCACCAGCCCUGCAACAGCCCAGUUAUCUUCUGGCCAAUUUAAAGCUAGACUGGACCAAUAAACCUCUUCAUCAAAGAUGUCAUGAGUUGAGCAAAAUUAUAGAUGAUUACCCUGCAAAGGAGCUGCAUGCCAUCUUUCCCUGGUUGGUAGAGAGUGUGUUCGGUAGCCUGGAUGGAAUCCUUACUGGUUGGAAUCUUCGGUUUCUGCAGGCUCGAUCAGCAGAGUACAACAUCGCCAUGGACUUCCUGGACCCGAGUGGUCCUAUGAUGAAAAUGGUUUACAAACUACAAGCUGAGGAAUACAAGUAUGAGUUUCCAGUCAGUUAUCUGCCGGGUCCUAUAAAGUCAUCCAUUCAGGCAGGGGUUCUGCCGGAUUGCCCUCUGUUUCACAAUAAAAUUCAGUUCCCCAUGUCAGGCCUUCUAUCUCUCAAUCCUUUUGAAUAUUAUAUGUUCAACUUUGCCUCCAGUCUAAUUGCACCAAAGAACUACCCUCCAGGGCAGCAUGGGAGUUGCUCAGACAGCGCGUACUUUGUGCUUGUCGACACCUACCUCAAGUACUUUCUUCCUACAGAAGGCAAUGUGCCUCCAUCACCUUUCUCAGACACCAGGGGCACCGUGGCCUCUCCUGCUCCGAGGUCUCCCAGUGUGCCUUAUGUUGGAUACGGUGGUUACAGCACCAGCCUGUUGAAGCGUCAUAUUACCCAUCAACCCUCAGUCAACGCUGACCCUGCCGCUCAAGAGAUCUGGAGGUCAGAGACUCUUCUGCAGGUGUUUGUGGAAAUGUGGCUCCAUCACUAUUCUCUGGAGAUGUACCAGAAGCUGCAGUCUCCUCAGGUGAAGCUGGCGUUGUUGCAGUACCGCCUCAGUAUGUCCAGCAUGCUGUGCCAACCCCCCGCCCCACCAGGCUCUGGGACCCUCCACACAUACCAAGAGCCCUUCACGCCUACAGAGGAGCACGUCCUUGUUGUGCGUCUCCUAGUCAAGCAUCUGCAUGCUUUCUCCAGCAGCCUGAAACCGGAGACAAUCUCCUCCUCGCCCUCUGCCCACUCCCACAGCAGUCCUCUGGAGGAGCUCAAGCGUGUAGUGGUGCAGAGGUUUGUCCAGCAAAAGCUGUAUGUCUUUCUACAACACUGCUUUGGACAUUGGCCUUUGGAUGCCUCAUUCAGAGCGGUACUAGAGACAUGGCUUAGUUACAUCCAGCCUUGGAGAUACACUGGAGAAAAAAACAACCCUCAAGCAGAUGGCGGCCAGAACAGAACUGUUCCCGAUAAAUGGGCCUCAUUUGUCCAGGAGAAUCUGCUCAUGUACACAAAGCUUUUCCAGGUCUUCUUGAAUCGAGCCAUGCGCACAGACUUGGUCAAUGCCAAAAACGCUCUGAUGGUCUUUAGGGUUGCCAAAGUCUUUGUUCAACCAAACCUGUCAGAGAUGAUCCAGAAAGCUGAGCAGCUGUUCUUGGAGCCGGAGCAUGCCAUUCUCCAACGACAGAACCGUGUCUUCCUGACACCUUCACAUGGUGGCAGCUUCCUUUCUUCCCGCCAGCCAAUGGGGACGGACAGCGUCUUCAAGGUCAAAAGUCAUGUUUACAGCCUGGAAGGGCAGGACUGCCAGUACAGCCUGAUGUUUGGUCCUGAUCUACGGAAAAUUGUGUUAAAACUCAUCCAGAUUAUUGCCCAAGCCCGACAGACGGCUAAACGGAUAUCGGAUCAUUCUACGGAAAUGGCUGCAAACAGCUCUUUUCUCUCGUGGUUUUCCGUCGGCUCCUUGGAUCAUAACAACACGUUUACUGGUGGAGAGAUGGACGAUUUGGGAGAGGGUGUGAAGAAAACUCACGAGUUCCUCGACAAAGCUCUGGACUAUCUCUGCCAAAUAUUUCGGUUAAAUGCAGGGCAGCUGUCUCAGCUGCUGGUCAAUGUGGCGUCUGUAGACGAUGAAGGAGCAUCUAAACAACUCCCUGACUGCAUACCGAGUGAGAAUGGCCUUGUGUUAACAGACCUGGGCAGGUUGCAGAUCAUCAAUGGUCUUCGCCGAUUUGAAAUCGAAUAUCAAGGAGACCCAGAGCUUCAGCCUAUCAGGAGCUACGAAAAUGCUUUUUUGGUUCGACUGCUGUUUCGGAUCUCAACCUUUAUUAAUGCGAGAUUGGGAGACCACAUGGAAGCGUUAUGUUCUCGACAGGACCUCCUAGGCAGACUAGGACGACACUACCUGAGCAGUUCCUCGGUUGUGGCGGAGCAACGACGGAAGAGUCCAGUGACGCAGCAGAUGAGGGAACGUCCUCAGCGAGUCCGUCUCAGCCUGCGGUUUCUGGCCAGCUAUCGCACCCUCCUCGUUCUCCUCCUGCUCUACAUGCUGUUUGCACUACUAUCGUUUGGUGUUUUCUCCAGCACUGGACUCAUUCUCAUCAUCAGCUUUCUGUAUGAGCUCCUCUUUAAUUUCCUUAAUGAAAAACUAAAGACUCAGUAGACGAAGACUCAUUAUGCUUUUUUUUUCUUUUUUUUUAUUCUUUUAAUGUCAAUACCAAACUUCAAGCAAAGGUGCAUGAAGGUUUUUAUAUACAGUAUUUGCACUGAAUGUGUAUUGGUACAUUUAAUGACUAAAAUUGAACCGGGAAUGUUGUAUCCAAUGCACCCCCCCCCCCCCUUUUUAAACUAUGAAAUGUGGUUAAUCCAGCUUUUCAGUCAUUAAGUUCAUUUAUAAUGGUGUUUUGCCAAUGUGACUGUCAGAACAAUCCAAAGUUCUGCACUUAACUGGCUGCAUUUCAUUAAACAUAAGUGUCUCAUUUGUA
Megalobrama amblycephala (Wuchang bream) is the source of this 2957-nucleotide messenger RNA. It is a transcript of the gene smpd4, whose product is annotated as sphingomyelin phosphodiesterase 4. The record is from RefSeq and is a predicted model, not a curated record. Bases 170 to 2635 code for a protein of 821 amino acids. NCBI's taxonomy places the organism in Eukaryota, Metazoa, Chordata, Actinopteri, Cypriniformes, Xenocyprididae. Gene Ontology annotation, biological process: ceramide biosynthetic process; sphingomyelin catabolic process; glycerophospholipid catabolic process. Gene Ontology annotation, molecular function: sphingomyelin phosphodiesterase D activity. The transcript is spliced from 20 exons.